AUGGACUAUUCGUCGUUUUGCUCUACCUAUCUCGCCAGAGACCACCCUACCGGCAUCAGAAAGAGUUUUGACGAAGACAAAUGCCGUAACGUUCUCACGCGAUACUGUGCCCACAUCCCUCGCAACUACCAGUACCGUGACGGUAUCCGACUUGUAUUUCUGGUGUUGCGAGAUCAUCUUGGAGACGAAUUCCUUGGACUUGCAGGAGGUGUGCUCUACGAGAUGAUCGAAGUUGAUUGUCACUAUUCAGACGAUCCAGGCGCAGCAUUUCAGCGCUGGAGGCACGAUCAUCUGAACAGACAUGCAGACCUCGAGCUCCCUCACAUUCCGCACCUGAACACCGUUACAUCCAGCAUCGUUCCGACCACUACAUUGAUGCAGUGGAGAGAGGGUCACCCCCAAAGAUACCGCACACGGCUUUCCGAUCAUUCGCCCGCAAAAAUGAGGUCGUCUUUGUAUCCAAGUGGUAUUGGAAUACGGAAAACUUGGAUGAUAGAACACACCAUGUACGUCUCAUCACGCCUUGGAGGUACACGGGCGUUUAGACAACUCAAAGCCAGAGAGUUUCACGAAAUGCAAUGGAAUGAGAACAUAGGACAUAAAGGGAGACUUGUAGGCGAAAAGUCAAUCGAUCUAGUGGAGCUACCGAAAAGAGGAACUGCAGAAAGCUUAUCCGGGCAGAAUGGGCAUGCCACGCAUCAUCGCCGUUCGUCAAGUUUGAGGCUCAUGGGAUAUGAGAAGAUAACUGAAAUAAUACACAGAUUUCGUCUGACAGAAAAGGGCGACGGAACGAACGGCAUAUCUCGAGCUGCAUUGGAACAAGAUAACUAUCCAACCUUAUUGGUUCAUGACACGUUGGAACAGCGACUGGACACACCCGUCAGAGAUUGCGAAAUACCAAACGCGAACUUUGCACGGAAAUUCGGCUUGUUCACAGAUAACAAACCGUUGCCGCCUUUUAUAAGAGAACUCCCAGUUGCGGAAGACAUUGCAAUGGAAAUGGCCACAUGCCACCAGCCGAAGGAAUUGGUGUACGCAAGAAGGGUUCAAGGUCCCUUGACGCCUCAGCUUUGGUUCGAUAGUGGCAUUGAUUACCGAUGGAAGUAUAGUUCAUGUUGA
Fusarium venenatum is the source of this 1119-nucleotide messenger RNA. RefSeq lists its product as uncharacterized. The record is from RefSeq and is a predicted model, not a curated record. NCBI's taxonomy places the organism in Eukaryota, Fungi, Ascomycota, Sordariomycetes, Hypocreales, Nectriaceae.